CCUCAUGGGCUAUUGACCCGUAGCCCUUGCGGGCUACGGGUGUAAUUGUUAAUUAUCCCUUCGUAUUCAACUGUCGUUUUCCUUUUGUUACCGCGUUAGUCUUGUAGAGGACUGCAGUUAGUGGAAAAAAUAUUUGCGGAUAAUUAAUUUUGUCUUUUCUCAGAUCUCAGAAAUGGAAAAAAAAUAUUAUGGUAGCUUCUUUUGUUUGUGUCGUUCAACAUGGCCGCCUCACUUUAAAUUUCCCACCUUUUGUUCAAUUGACCAAUCACAAUCGCGAACGACCUCGGUUUGAAGGCUAACUGCCACUCAAUGUAUGCAAGAAGUACGCGAUCGAUCGAGUCAUUCGAUGUGUUCUGUUACUGGUUCUGCGGAGGAUUUUAGAUUUAUGGCGGGAAUUUAGUCGACACACCAACUUCAAUCUCUGAUUCUUCACGACGUUGGAAGCUGUUUUCCGCGAUGAGUUGGGCAAAGGAAGAAUGGAAGCAGGGAUUAACUGCGAACGUUCUUAAAAAUGUCUUUGAUCUCGAGCAGCGAUGUGAAACGUUGCAGAAAGAGAGCAAGCAGCGGCAGUUUCAAAUGGAGAGUCUACAGGCUGCUCUCGCAAAGCAGAAAAAGCUGACAGAAGACGAGAAAGCGAAUGCUUUGUCUUUCAAGAAGGAAAAUCAUUCCCUGAGUGAAUCUAUUCAAGAGUUAGAGCGAAGCCGGGAGAAGAAUUUACACGAUUUGAACGCCAAGGAAGGACAGAUUCGUUGCCUCGAUGGAAAGCUUUCUCGCUGUCAGCAGAUGCUGGAAGCUGAAACUGCCAGCAAUUUGCAGCUAAAGAACGAUCUAGAUCAUCUACAGCACGAUCAAAAUCAACUUGCGUCAAAAUUUGAAAAGCAAGCAGCUGAUUUCUCUAAACUGAAAGAAGCUAACAACCUUUUACAGAGACAGGUAGCAGGUCAUAGAGAGCAAGUGAGGGUAUUAGAAAAUCAAUUGAAAAGCCUUGGAGAGGAGCCAAAUUCAAGAGCAAAAACAAGUUCAUCUGGGUCAGAUUCAGAAGUCGAAUGUCAGUCUGGCCAAGAGAGCAAACUCAAGGAACUUCAAACAAACCUUGAGCAAGAGAGAGAACAACGUUGCAAGGUUGAGAAUGAACUUUGUCAACUUAAAGCCAAUGCUCCUAAAAUUAAUACUGAGGUAUGAACACAGAUUUAUCAUUUCCUUUCACAACGUAACAAAAGCAGCGAACAAUAACCAAGCUCAUACAUAUACAUGUAUACUAAUGUGUUCCUUUAAUGCACUUUACUGUGAAUUUUGGUUCACUUAUCUCAAGUGGUCCUGAAGUAUUGGCUUUUAUACCAAAUAGUUUCACGUAUAUACAUGUACAGUGUAUAAUAUGCAUUGUGGACUUGCAACUGACUGCCUGUACAGUAAUGUGGUUCAUUAUAAUCCGUGGAUGGUUCUCAGUUGGUAGGAUUUCAACACCUUAUGGGAUUUGCUAGUGUUACUGGUGUCUAGUCUAUACUGCCCUCAACUUGUCUACUUAUUUGUACCACUGUAGACCGCACAUGUGUACAUGAAAGCGAUUUUUAUUAGAAAAGAGCAAAGAGUGGCAAUGUACAGUUGUACUUUUGUGCCGUACCAGAAACCUGCGAGGGGCCAAAAUAUGUAAUGCAUGUGCAAAUGUACUCCUCUACUGUUCAAAUUCCAAAUUAAUAAAUUAUUUGGUACUUAUAAAUUAAAUUAAUACUAGUUAUGAAAUGCAUUUGAGUGGUAUACUACAUGUAGUAAUAUACCAUGUCUCACUAAAGGCUUGGGCGUAUACCAAGGAAGUACAAGUGACUCAUGAGAUAAUCC
This is a messenger RNA of Orbicella faveolata, 1836 nucleotides long. RefSeq lists its product as uncharacterized. Gene Ontology annotation, cellular component: nucleus; chromosome, centromeric region; spindle pole. Gene Ontology annotation, biological process: mitotic cell cycle; metaphase chromosome alignment; regulation of G2/M transition of mitotic cell cycle. The record is from RefSeq and is a predicted model, not a curated record. NCBI's taxonomy places the organism in Eukaryota, Metazoa, Cnidaria, Anthozoa, Scleractinia, Merulinidae. Gene Ontology annotation, molecular function: microtubule binding; dynein complex binding.